AUGUCGAGUUCGUCUUCCCUUCGCCCAAUUUACAUUGCUGGAUUUGUUCUAGUGGGUGUUCUACUGCUCGGUGUGGCACUCUGGCUUGCCAUUAGAAGAUAUCGGCGAUGGGCCCAAGCAAAGAGGGAAGGAAAUCUUGGUGCCGCGUUCUUAUCUGUCAAAGGACUCGUCAGAGACGGCAACGUCCACACCGAAAAGGCCCCCCUUCCCGAGUUCGGUUCUACGUUCUCUCGCGAGCAGCUCACUCGUUCUGUGAUCCUACCAGAUAAAGUGUUGAUACCCAACCGUCCUGCUCCAGUGCAGGAGACCCCUCAAGAUAUCCUUGAAUUCCACCGACAGUCGGGAAAUUUCCCGCGUCCUUUCUCCCCUAAGCCCUUUGCGUUUGCUUUGACAGCUGCAGCCCCCAAUCCCCGCGGCUCUAUUGUCCAAUUAAACCGUUCAUCAAUGAUCCGAAAUUCCUUCAUGAGCACUGCUAGCACAGUCAGCCGCUUUUCGGUUAUAUCUUCCAGCUCUUCAGUCGAUUCAUCCCCCACCACCGGUACGAAUCGUAAAGUUCGCCAGCUGUUCAACCCCAUUCUCCCCGACGAGCUCGUUACUACUCUCGGUGAGCGUCUCACAGUCGUCCAGUCGUUCGAUGACGGUUGGUGUGUCGUUGGGAGAGAGAGCACGUCGAAUUUCAACAACGCUAAAUCUCUUUUCAAAUCACCGAGUGCUCAAGCGGAGCCUAACGUGGAGCUUGGUGUUGUCCCAGCGUGGUGCUUCCUAAAGCCCGUCAAAGGCCUGAGAGCUGAGCGACCCGUCCGAAGCACCAGCCUUGGAAUAACCGUACAGAUGGAGGGUCCAGCGUUCUCUUCUAGAGAAGAGAUCAUCUCUUGGUCCAAUUUCUAG
Guyanagaster necrorhizus is the source of this 888-nucleotide messenger RNA. RefSeq lists its product as uncharacterized. The transcript has 2 exons. Bases 1 to 888 code for a protein of 295 amino acids. Lineage: Eukaryota; Fungi; Basidiomycota; Agaricomycetes; Agaricales; Physalacriaceae. The record is from RefSeq and is a predicted model, not a curated record.